AUGGAUCAGAAUUUGGGAGGCGAGAAAGAGCCGGAGACAGUUGACUUAGAAAAGGAUGAAAAUGCUAAUUCGAGGGAUGCCGAACCGGCGUUCAUUGGCUUACGAGCAGAAAAGGUGAUUUCAUGGAUUAUUGAACUAGUAGAAGUGUUCAUUGAGCAGAUAUGGUACUACAGGGGCGUUUAUCCGAGCGAAUCGUUUAAAAAAGUGCGUUCUUUUCAAUUGGAGGUAUAUACGAACAUUCACCCGGGAGUGAAAGAGUAUUUGAGUAAUGUAUCAAACAAGCUGCUGGAAAUGUUGAAAAAAGGAAAGCUUAGUCGCAUUUUUGUGGCUAUAUACAACCCUGGAGAUGGGAAUACCGAGCCAAUAGACGUUGCUGGUAUCAGGGAAGAAUCGUAUGCGAUAAGUUUUACUGAUUCGAUAAUAUUCGACUACCUUAGGCAGAAUUGCCCAGUUCAAUUUGACAGUUCAUUUAAUGAGCAACGUCUCUAUGCCUCAAUUCAGAGCUUUCUAUAUUCGGUAAUUAGUGAAUUGACCAGACUUCAGAAGUUUACGGACUUCAUACCGGACUUCCGACUUUUUGUGUCGGCCGACAAAGAGUCAUUUGGCGAAUUUGUGGCAAAUCCAGACUGGAUAUUGGAAAGCACUGAUCAGGAUGAGGAGACACAGCCUGGAAACGGGCUUGGCGAUUCACGAGUGAGAGUAUUUAAGGAAGUGAACCUGGGAUAUUUGAGUAUUAAGGGUUAUGCUGCUAGCGGACAUGUGAGUGGUGAAAAGUGA
Molecule: messenger RNA, 777 nt
Organism: Brettanomyces bruxellensis
Lineage: Eukaryota; Fungi; Ascomycota; Pichiomycetes; Pichiales; Pichiaceae
Exons: 1
Coding region: 1-777 (258 amino acids)
Cellular component (GO): zeta DNA polymerase complex
Source: RefSeq, a predicted model, not a curated record